AUGGCUGCAGCCAACAAAGGCAACAAGUCCAGAGUCCGGAGUAUCCGCUUUGCAGCAAGCCAUGAUGCAGAAGGCUCCCACAGCCACGUCCACUUUGAUGAGAAACUGCAUGAUUCAGUGGUCAUGGUCACCCAGGAGAGCGACAGCAGCUUUCUUGUCAAGGUGGGCUUCCUGAAGAUCCAGCAUAGAUACGAGAUUACCUUCACCCUGCCUCCAGUGCACAGGCUGAGCAAGGAUGUCCGUGAGGUACCUGUCCCCAGCCUGCACCUCAAGCUUCUCAGCAUCAUGCCCAUCCCAGAAGGUUACAGUGUCAAGUGUGAGUACUCAGCGCACAAGGAGGGCGUCCUUAAGGAAGAGAUGCUGCUGGCAUGUGAGGGCGGCAUCGGGACCUGCGUGCGUGUGACAGUGCAGGCACGCGUCAUGGACCGGCACCACGGAACACCCAUGCUGCUGGACGGUGUCAAGUGUGUGGGUGCCGAGCUGGAAUAUGACUCGGAGCACAGCGACUGGCAUGGCUUUGACUGA
Messenger RNA from Chrysochloris asiatica (Cape golden mole), 525 nucleotides. RefSeq names its product chromosome unknown open reading frame, human C20orf27 (gene ADISSP). Bases 1 to 525 code for a protein of 174 amino acids. NCBI's taxonomy places the organism in Eukaryota, Metazoa, Chordata, Mammalia, Afrosoricida, Chrysochloridae. The record is from RefSeq and is a predicted model, not a curated record. The transcript is spliced from 5 exons.